Molecule: messenger RNA, 3552 nt
Organism: Ananas comosus (pineapple)
Lineage: Eukaryota; Viridiplantae; Streptophyta; Magnoliopsida; Poales; Bromeliaceae
Product: pentatricopeptide repeat-containing protein At2g13600
Exons: 4
Coding region: 421-2508 (695 amino acids)
Biological process (GO): RNA modification
Molecular function (GO): protein binding; RNA binding
Source: RefSeq, a predicted model, not a curated record
AUUGUCCCUUUUAUGUUUCUGUAUCCUUUGUGGGAACAACAGCAAAAGGAAUGGUGGAUCAACAGAAUAUGAAUGGGCAUUGAGGUUGCUUGCAUUGAGAUUCCAAAAUUGUAUUAAUUCAGUAAUUGCACUGCUUUGAGAAAUGAGAUUAUAAAUUAUUAACUACUAAUACGACCCAACCCGAUUUGCUGAUCGAGCCCGAUUUCUUUUUCGCAGGUAGGAUCAGACUCGGACUUAUAAUUUUGGACUGGGCCAGGCCCAUCUGGGCCUUCCAUAGCGAAGCCUUUUGCAAUUUGUCGUAGACCACCUGUUUGAUGUAAUGCUUCACCGGAAGAGCUUCUUAAGAAGGGAGCACUCCCCUGUUUGAUGCGCUUAAUUGUAUCGUAGUCGUUUCCACUGGGAAGUGGGAAAGGUGGGUGUAUGUCUGUCUCGAAGGAUGGGAUGGGGAGUAACGCGUCCCUGGUUUUCUCCAAACACCUUCGCGACCUCUCCGUCCUCCCCAACUCCACCUUCUUCGCCCACCUCCUCCAAUCCUGCAUCGACUCCGCCUCCCUCCGCAGCGCGAAGCGCGUCCACGCGCGCCUUCUCAAGACCCGCUUCUCCUCCGAGACCUUCAUCCUCAACCGCCUCAUCGAUGCCUACGCGAAAUGCGGGAGCUUGGACUACGCACGGAACCUGUUCGACGCAAUGCCUCAGAGAAACGCCUUCUCUUGGAACGCCUUAAUCGGCGCCUUCGCAAAGGUGGGUUUUGUCGACGAAGCCCGCAGGCUCUUUUGUUUGAUGCCCGAGCCUGAUCAGUGCUCGUGGAAUUCGAUGAUUUCGGGGUUCUCCCAGUGCGGCAUGUUUGGAGAGGCGCUGGCUUUCUUCGCAGAGAUGCAUGCCGAGGACUUCGUGCUCAAUGCUUAUUCGUUUUCGAGCGCGCUCAGUGCUUGCUCGGGGUUGGUGGACUCGAGAAUUGGUGCACAAAUUCAUGGCUUGAUAUCAAAGUUGCGUCUUGUUCGUGACGUAUAUAUGGGCAGCGCGCUCUUGGAUAUGUACUCAAAGUGCAAGAGACCGUCGGAUGCGCUAAGAGUGUUUGAAGAAAUGCCAGAGAGGAAUGUGGUCUCGUGGAACACUUUGAUCACUUGCUAUGAACAGAACGGUCCUGUGAACAAGGCAGUACUGUUGUUCGUGGCAAUGAUGAAAGAUGGGAUUAAGUACGAUGAGGUCACGCUCGCCAGUGUGGUCAGCGCCUGUGCAAGCUUGUCGGCUAUUCGAGAGGGCAUGCAAAUCCAUACCCGAGCUAUAAAGUUUGAUAAAUUCCGAAACGAUAUGAUAUUGAGCAAUGCUUUGGUGGACAUGUAUGCGAAAUGUAAGAGAAUUCGAGAGGCAAGAUCAAUUUUUGAUCGUAUGCCUUUUAAGAGUGUGGUCGCCGAGACAUCUAUGAUUAGCGGCUAUGCAAAGUCUUCCAGUGUAGAAGAUGCUCGAUUAAUGUUUUUAGGUAUGCCGGAACGGAAUAUCAUAGCUUGGAAUGCACUAAUAGCUGGUUAUACGCAAAAUGGUGAAGAUGAAGAAGCACUUGAUCUAUUUCUCCAUUUAAAGAGGGAAUCUGUUUGGCCGACCCAUUAUACCUAUGGCAACAUACUUAAUGCUUGCGCCAAUAUUUCAGAUCUUCAUCUAGGCAAGCAAACCCAUGCACACGUUUUGAAACAUGGUUUCCGAUUUGAGCCUGGCCCUGAGUCUGAUAUAUUCGUCGGGAAUUCACUUAUUGACAUGUACCUUAAAUGUGGAUCAAUUGAUGAGAGUGAAAAGGUCUUUGAAAGAAUGAUUGGCAGGGACAAAGUAACAUGGAAUGCCAUGAUUGUUGGUUGCGCACAAAAUGGGCGAGGAAAAGAAGCAUUGCAUAUAUUCGACAGAAUGCUAGCGUCAGGGGAGAACCCUGAUCAUGUGACAAUGAUCGGUGUUCUUUCUGGAUGCAGUCAUGCAGGCUUAGUCGAUCAGGGGCGUCAGUAUUUUUGGUCGAUGACUGAGCUACAUGGCAUAAUUCCUUCACAGGAUCAUUACACGUGCAUGGUCGAUCUUCUUGGCCGCGCUGGGCACCUAAAAGAAGUGGAGGAAUUGAUAAAGGAAAUGCAGAUAAAACCCGAUGUUGUUCUUUGGAAUUCUUUACUCGCUGCAUGUAGGCUGCAUGAUAAUGUGGAGUUGGGAGAAUGGGUGGCAGAGAAGCUAUUUGAGCUUGAUUCAGAGAAUUCAGGGCCUUAUGUUCUUCUGUCGAACAUGUACGCAAGGAUGGGGAGAUGGGCGGAUGUUGUGAGGUUGAGGAGGAGAAUGAAGGAGAGAGGGGUUGCGAAGCAGCCAGGGUGCAGUUGGAUUGAGAUUAGUAGGAAGGUGCAUGUGUUCUUGGUGAGAGAUAAAAGGCAUCCAUGUAGGAAAGACAUUUAUGGUAUAUUGAGAAUUCUUAAACUACAAAUGAAAAUGAUAGGAUUAGAUUCAGAGUUAUAUGAGGACAUAAACUAUUCAUUUGAUUGAACCUUACCACUGAAAAUUGGUAAUUAUUAUGAUGAUAAUGUGGUAUACAUAACAAAUGGUGAGAUUCUGUUUAGUUGGUGUAUUGAUGAAGCUUAGUUAGAUACCAAUAGGAGUGAAUGGCCAAGAAUCUGCCAUUAAGCGUGAUCACUGAUGGUGGCUGUCUAAAAGAAGGAAGACAAAGUGUACAGCAUGUAAGGGCAUUUCGAUCCGGUUUAGUAAGUUCUGGGCAUGAUUUGAGCCCAGCAAUGUGAAACUCAUAGCGACCGGUAUAGGUGAAAGAGAAAAGGCAUAAAAGAACUUCUGCUUCUAUGGUAUUUAACAGCAUACAGAUAACAUAUUCUUUGCCAGGAGCUAAUGACGGAUAUAAUCUUACAAGUAGGACCAUAAUUUGGAUGAAGCCUGCGAUGAAAUCUUUCACUGUUAACAUUCUAAUCAAUAGGUCGAGAAAGAGUAGACUGGCUACCAAAUGAAGUGGGAUUUUUGUUAACAAAAUGAGCUACUAAUCUGGAUUCUUUUGAAUACACAUGUGCUUACUCAAGCCACACUUUGUACUCAGGAUACAAAAGUAUUCACAUGCAAGGAGAAUGAGUAGCUGUUAUUCAUUCUUUCGCUCCAAUAAAAGCAGAUCCAGGAGAAGCUAAAAGAUAAAAGCAAGACGAUCUCAAAUGGAAUCCAUACGCAUAUACUCGGAACAUCCCCUGCUUUAACUGGGAUUUCUCCGGUAAUAUGCUCAAGUGAUGGUUUCCCGAAAGUACCCGGGUGUGUGAAGUGUUUCAUCUUUGCCUUUCUGGCUUUGCUUCUGCAACGAGAGCUCAAUAUUUAAAGACAAAAUUUUGAGAAAGUUGUUUAUGUAUAAGAUGCAAUGCAACAUAUUUUAUCAUGUAUUAUACUGUGAGAAUGGAUCAACUGUAUCCGUUGUAAUAAGUUGAAUAUGUACUUCUGAGCCUUCCGUGCUGUGGAAUGUAUUUAUGCUGCGUGAUGACUACAUUGUAAAUUUUAUGUCUUACUGUAAUAAGAUGAAAGAUGUAGCUUUGAGCCACUUAA